Molecule: messenger RNA, 873 nt
Organism: Aspergillus versicolor CBS 583.65
Lineage: Eukaryota; Fungi; Ascomycota; Eurotiomycetes; Eurotiales; Aspergillaceae
Product: aminoglycoside phosphotransferase family protein
Exons: 1
Coding region: 1-873 (290 amino acids)
Source: RefSeq, a predicted model, not a curated record
AUGGCCGAAUCAUCGAAUGCCUGCAUCGCAUGUGGAUGGUCGUCUGACCAGCAGGGUCAAUGCUUCUAUGAAAGCAAUGUGAAACUCUUCUAUGCUGCAAGCAAGCGGGGCGUGUGGUCCCUUGGCUCCGAUGUGAUCAUGAAAGAACGCCCUGAUGAAGGCCCGAAAACUGAAGUACAAACGCUGAAAUACCUCGCAGCCUACCCUGAUAUUCCAGCUCCAACGGUCCUCCAUGACUGGGUCGACGGUAACGGACGAUACUUUGUGCUUCAGAAACGGAUACAAGGGCAAACACUCGAACAGGCCUGGCCUUCAUUGACAGAGAACCAAAGAUUGGCUAUCGCGGAUCAGGUGGUGGAGGUCCGCAAACGGCUACGAACUCUUACAGCAUCAUCUAUACAAUGCGUUGAUCAGGGUCCCUGUUACCCAGAGCUACUCUUCUCUGACCGCGAACCACACGGACCGUUUCACUCUGACCUUGAACUAUGGGAAGCUUUGAGUCUUACCCUACAGGCUCUGCCUCAACAGGUCUUACAGAAUCUGAAGAAGAGUUUACCCAAGUGUGGGCCCUAUGUUCUCACUCACUGUGAUCUGAAUUUGGGGAAUAUUAUGGUCAGAGAUGGAAGCCUGGUUGGAAUACUUGAUUGGGAAUUCGCUGCUUAUUAUCCGGUAUGGUAUGAAUACGUCUCAGCGUCUUGGGGAUGGACCGAUGAUGAUGCCAAGUGGAAAAAGCUGCUACGGGAGCGCUUCGAGGCACAUGGGGAUGGCCAUGAAGAUGCAAAGAAUUUCUGGAUGGAUUUGCGUUGUCUGAGGAAGUUUCCAGAUUUGGAUCAAAAGAGCCAAGACGUUUUGAAAAGGUUAUCUUCAGCCUAG